Messenger RNA from Heterobasidion irregulare TC 32-1, 192 nucleotides. RefSeq lists its product as uncharacterized. Gene Ontology annotation, cellular component: mitochondrion. Lineage: Eukaryota; Fungi; Basidiomycota; Agaricomycetes; Russulales; Bondarzewiaceae. Gene Ontology annotation, biological process: mitochondrial respiratory chain complex I assembly. The annotation marks the transcript as partial. The record is from RefSeq and is a predicted model, not a curated record. The transcript has a single exon.
AUGCACACCAGCCCAGCCGCGUCCGCCGCGUCCACGCCCCUCAAGCGCCUCGCCCUCCACUCCACCUCCACCUGCGCCGCACAGGCCUCCGCCUACGGCAAGUGCAUCGUCGCCACCUACACCGACGUCCGCAAGGACAGCUGCAAGGCAGAGUUUGACAAGUUCCGCGCCUGUCUCCGCACCGCCGUGCGU